CCACUCUUCUCCAGCAGCAGCCACGACAUAGAACACGGUCUACACGUAUACCCUACAGCCAGAUUCUUGCGUACAUAUAACUAUCUCGCUUGGUUCCGCCUGUCUCGCUCCUGUGUACACUAUGAGCUUCUUCCGGUCAUCCAAUAACCCUACUCCUCCGCAACCCCCAUACUCCCGUCUCCCUGCAAGCGGCAGUGCCGCGCAUUUCCAAAGGGAACACGAUGCUGGAAGCCGAUCUCAACGCAUACAAACACCGCGCUACGAUGAUGGUGCUCUUGCUGAGAAAAGAGGUUAUGAUCAGCGAACGCAUGCACGGAUGGGCUCAACAUUCGUGGUAGCCUCAGCUCCCAGCGAUGCACUUGCUCUAUCCAAUUGUCUUAUCGUACACCCUUCCGACUUCACACAAGGCCAGCAUGUACUCGUGAAGCAAGCGUUCCCUCUGACAACGAAACACGACGACACUGGUCGACUAUCGUCAGGUUCUAUCGGUGCUUCGGCCGUGCAACGUCAAUGGAUUGGUCUGUCGCUCACCGGCGACGAAGUCACCGUCGAGCCACUCUCUCCCUCUCCUCCUUACCUCCAAUCAGUUGAUAUUGAAGUCGGCUUCCUGCGGCGUGGACAUGAGAUCGCCGAACAAUUCUCUGCGGAUGAGAUGUCUCACAAUUUCUUGAAGGCGUUUAGCGGGAUCGUACUCGCGGUCGGCGAGAUCCUCGUCUUCGAGUUUCACGGACAGAACUUGAAGGCGACUGUGAAGGCGCUUCAUGUAGUCGACCUUCCCAACCAACCGGGGAAAGCUUCCCACGCGCCGACUUCAUAUGGGGUCGUGAUGGAGAGGACAGAUGUAACGUUCUUGAAGGCGAGCGAUAGCGCGAUCAAGAUCAAGUCCAGCGCGAAGAAAGCCCCACCAAAUGCCAUCCUUGCACCGAACUUCAGGUUUGAAGACAUGGGUAUUGGCGGUUUGGACGAGGAGUUUGGCGCAAUCUUCCGUCGUGCCUUCGCCUCGCGUGUCUUCCCUCCAGCGCUCGUUGAAAAACUCGGCAUCCAACACGUGAAAGGUAUCCUCCUCUACGGGCCACCGGGUACUGGCAAGACGCUGCUGGCGAGACAAAUCGGGAAGAUGUUGAAUGCCCGCGAGCCCAAGAUCGUCAACGGCCCGGAGAUACUGAACAAGUACGUAGGCGCAUCAGAAGAGAACAUUCGGAAACUCUUCGAGGACGCGGAGAAGGAGUACAAGGCGAAGCAUGACGAGAGCGGACUGCACAUUAUCAUCUUCGAUGAGCUGGACGCCAUUUGCAAACAGCGUGGCUCAACUAGUGGAGGGACCGGUGUCGGUGAUAGCGUCGUAAAUCAGCUUCUAUCCAAGAUGGAUGGUGUCGACCAAUUGAACAACGUCCUCAUCAUCGGUAUGACGAACCGACUCGACAUGAUCGACGAGGCGCUGCUCCGUCCUGGACGUCUGGAGGUGCACAUGGAGAUCUCCCUCCCAGACGAGCACGGUCGCUUGCAGAUCCUGAACAUCCACACUGCGAAGAUGCGGGCGAACAAAGUGAUGGCAGACGACGUCAACCUGGAGGAACUUGCCGCACUGACGAAGAACUUCUCUGGCGCGGAGAUCAAUGGACUGGUCAAGAGUGCGACGAGUUUCGCCUUCAGCCGGCAUGUUAAGGUCGGAACGUUAGCGGGCAUCUCAGACGAUAUCGAGAACUUGCGGGUCAGUCGGGAAGAUUUCAUGAACGCGCUCGAGGAAGUACAGCCUGCGUACGGUGUUGCGAAGGAAGAGUUGGAGCAAGUCGUCCAAAACGGCAUCAUCCACUAUUCACAGGUCGUUGACGAUAUUCUCCGUUCUGGGAAGCUCUUUGUCGACCAAGUGCGCACAUCAACGCGCACGCCGCUCGUCAGCAUCCUGCUGCACGGCCCGCCAGGCGCUGGCAAGACAGCGCUGGCCGCGACGAUUGCGCAAGCAUCGCAAUACCCUUUCAUGAAACUUCUCUCGCCGGACGACAUGGUCGGCUUCUCUGAGGCCAUGAAGGUCGCUGCUAUCAACAAGACUUUCUCAGACAGCUACAAGAGCCCGCUGAGCGUCAUUGUGGUGGAUAACUUAGAGCGACUACUGGAUUUUACGCCCAUUGGGCCGAGGUUCUCGAACUCUGUCCUGCAAGCCCUCAUGGUGCUCUUUGGGCGGAGACCACCGAAGGGCCGUCGCCUCUUUAUAAUCGCUACCUCUUCACUACGACCCGUCCUGACGGACCUCGGUCUGUCAGAAGCAUUCGACUCCGAGCUGCGCGUACCGCCCAUCUCGAGCUUGCGCGCUGUCGAGCACGUUUUGGAUGAACUUGAGCUCUUCCCAAGCACAGAGGAGCGGCGCAAGACGAUUCGCAUGCUGGAGCAGGCCGGGUUCGGCAGCUCUGAGACGGAUGAGGACGAGACCAUGUCGAAGCUGAACAUUGGCAUCAAGAAGUUGUUGAGCACUGCAGAGAUGGCAAGGCAGGAGCCCGAGGCGAUCGGGGAGAGAUUGACACAGGCGUUGAUGGGCUUGGGCAUGUAGAAUUGGUCAUGCAGUUUUCUAUGACCUGGUGGUUUCCUAUGACCUGCCAGCUUGCAUGUCAUUGACUUCAGCACAAUGAAACAGUUCCAAACAAUGCAAAUGCGCCGGAGACUCCUUCGUUC
Molecule: messenger RNA, 2667 nt
Organism: Laetiporus sulphureus 93-53
Lineage: Eukaryota; Fungi; Basidiomycota; Agaricomycetes; Polyporales; Laetiporaceae
Product: AAA-domain-containing protein
Exons: 11
Coding region: 122-2545 (807 amino acids)
Biological process (GO): SNARE complex disassembly; Golgi to plasma membrane protein transport; intra-Golgi vesicle-mediated transport
Cellular component (GO): Golgi stack
Molecular function (GO): ATP binding; ATP hydrolysis activity
Source: RefSeq, a predicted model, not a curated record